GGCGGGGUGCCUCGAGCACGUGACCGAGGUGGCGAACGGGUCGCGCCGAGGAGCUUCCGCCCGGGCUCCUGAGCUCCCGCUUUCCCGGCAGCCCCUUCUGUGGCCUGCCAGUCGGUGAGCGCCGGGCCCUCGCGGCCCGAACGAGGCCAGCAGCACCAUGCCCGCCCUCCUGGAGCGCCCCAAGCUUUCCAACGCUAUGGCCAGGGCACUGCACCGGCACAUCAUGAUGGAGCGGGAACGCAAGCGGCAGGAGGAGGAAGAGGUGGACAAAAUGAUGGAACAGAAGAUGAAAGAAGAGCAGGAGAGAAGGAAGAAAAAGGAAAUGGAAGAGAGAAUGUCACUAGAAGAGACCAAGGAACAAAUCCUGAAGCUGCAGGAAAAGCUUUUGGCUCUACAGGAGGAGAAGCACCAGCUUUUCUUGCAGCUCAAGAAAGUUUUGCACGAGGAAGAAAAGCGGAGGCGGAAGGAACAGAGCGACCUGACCACUCUGACAUCAGCUGCAUACCAGCAGAGUCUGACUGUUCACACAGGAACUCACCUCCUCAGCAUGCAAGGGAGUCCUGGAGGACACAACCGCCCAGGCACCCUGAUGGCAGCUGACAGAGCCAAACAGAUGUUUGGACCCCAAGUGCUUACAACCCGGCACUAUGUGGGCUCGGCAGCUGCUUUUGCAGGCACCCCAGAGCAUGGACAAUUCCAGGGCAGUCCAGGUGGUGCUUACGGGACUGCUCAAGCCCCACCUCACUAUGGGCCCACACAGCCAGCCUACAGUCCUAGCCAGCAGCUCAGAGCACCUUCAGCAUUUCCUGCAGUGCAGUAUCUGUCUCAGCCCCAGCCACAGCCCUAUGCAGUACAUGGCCACUUUCAGCCCACCCAGACAGGGUUCCUUCAGCCUGGUGGUGCUCUGUCUUUGCAAAAGCAGAUGGAACACGCUAACCAGCAGACUGGAUUCUCGGACUCAUCUUCCCUGCGCCCCAUGCACCCCCAGGCUCUGCAUCCAGCCCCUGGACUCCUUGCUUCCCCUCAGCUCCCAGUGCAGAUGCAACCAGCAGGAAAGUCAGGCUUCACCACUACCAGCCAACCUGGGCCUCGCCUCCCCUUCAUCCAACACAGCCAGAACCCACGAUUCUACCACAAGUGACCACCAGAUGUCUUCAGCCUAUCCCUCCAUUCCCCAUGGGUAAAGAGCCAAUAAAAUAUACCUACCAUUCA
Jaculus jaculus (lesser Egyptian jerboa) is the source of this 1212-nucleotide messenger RNA. It is a transcript of the gene Gps2, whose product is annotated as G protein pathway suppressor 2. Gene Ontology annotation, molecular function: transcription coregulator activity. The record is from RefSeq and is a predicted model, not a curated record. Gene Ontology annotation, biological process: regulation of transcription by RNA polymerase II. NCBI's taxonomy places the organism in Eukaryota, Metazoa, Chordata, Mammalia, Rodentia, Dipodidae. Gene Ontology annotation, cellular component: transcription regulator complex. The transcript has 10 exons. Bases 158 to 1141 code for a protein of 327 amino acids.